UCCAACAAUUGCCAAUGGCGCCAGAUAUUCGAGUAGUAAAUGUCGAGGCAGGGGAUUAGAAAGCUGUCUGAUGAUUAUGAAGUCUCUGACAUUCUCGGCCGAGGCGGCUUCUCUGUUGUCAGAAGAGGUUUCAGCAAAUCUGGUGAGCAGAAGACUGAUGUUGCCAUUAAAACCCUGCGCAGAUUCGGAUUCGCACCGCCGGGAGUUCAGAAGGGCAUCGCGGCUGCUGCGGCACUGAACAUGUGGAAGCAAGUCUCGAUAUCCGACGCCUUGCUGACGAAUGAAAUCCUGGUCAUGAGGAAGAUUGUAGAGAAUGUUUCCCCUCAUCCUAAUGUGAUCAACCUCUAUGAUGUCUAUGAAGACGGCAGCGGAGUUCACCUCGUGCUGGAGCUUUGCUCCGGCGGGGAGCUCUUCGACCGGAUAGUCGCUCAACCGCGCUACUCGGAGUUCGAAGCUGCGGUGGUAGUCCACCAAAUUGCGAAUGGCCUCGCGGCUCUUCAUAGAGCAAACAUCGUUCAUCGCGAUCUAAAGCCCGAGAAUUGCUUGUUCUCGGACAGCGGAUCGCGCUCUCCUCUUAAGAUCAUGGACUUUGGGCUGAGUUCGGUAGAGGAUUUCACCGAUCCGAUUGUUGCGUUGUUUGGAUCGAUUGAUUACGUCUCGCCUGAAGCUCUGUCGCGGCGCGAGGUGUCGUCUGCGAGUGAUAUGUGGUCUCUUGGGGUGAUUCUUUACAUCCUUCUAUCUGGGUGCCCUCCAUUUCAUGCACCGACAAAUCGGGACAAGCAGCAGAGGAUUUUAGCUGGUGAAUACAGCUUUGAGGAUCAAACAUGGAAGACUGUAACUUCAUCUGCAAAGGACUUGAUUUCCAGCCUUCUGUCUGUCGAGCCGUAUAAAAGACCGACAGCUGAUGAUCUUCUAAAGCAUCCUUGGGUGAUAGGAGACUCGGCAAAGCAAGAUCUCAUGGAUGCAGAGGUCGUUUCCAAACUGCAAAGCUUCAACGCGCGGAGAAAACUGCGCGCAGCUGCGAUAGCCAGUGUGUUGAGCAGCAAGGUCACACUGAGAACAAGGAAAUUGAAGAGUUUGCUUGGAUCCCAUGAUCUCACACAAGAGGAACUAGAGAAACUGCGGUUGCACUUCAGACGAAUAUGUUCGAACGGGGAGAAUGCUACACUGAGCGAGUUUGAGCAAGUACUGAAAGCAAUGAAAAUGGAUUCACUUAUUCCUCUGGCUCCUCGCGUGUUUGAUUUAUUUGACAACAACCGCGAUGGAACCGUGGACAUGAGGGAGAUUCUGUGUGGGCUAUCCAGUCUCAGAAAUUCGCGAGGAGAUGACGCUCUCCAACUCUGCUUUCAGAUGUAUGACACGGACAGAUCAGGGUCCAUCAGUAAGGAAGAAUUGGCGUCGAUGCUUCGAGCGUUGCCCGAGGAUUGUCUUCCGGCUGAUAUAACUGAGCCAGGAAAGCUGGAUGAGAUAUUCGAUCAGAUGGACGCAAACAAUGAUGGGAAGGUCACCUUCGACGAGUUCAAAGCCGCCAUGCUGAGAGAUAGCUCUCUUCAGGAUGUUGUCCUGUCGUCCCUGCGACCAAUUUAGCUCGCUCAUUCUCUGCAAUCCUUUUAUCUCAGCUGAAAAAUGAUAAUUAUGAGAAACUUAGCCUGUGUCUUGGUUCUGAGAGCUAAGAGUAAUGUAGGAAGCUCUCAUAUAUAAGACUGCACGAAUCGAAGAUACGUUACAAAUCUUUAAUGCUACUUUUAUGUUAUAAAGCACUAUGCACAGCAGUGCUACAUCAAUUAAUUUUCAAGUUUCUAAUCCAGAAAUUUACUGUAGGAAGAGGACCAAUGUAUAUUGUAUUCAAAAAGGAGUUGGUAAUUUUUCGGUUGCCUUUUUA
Ananas comosus (pineapple) is the source of this 1882-nucleotide messenger RNA. RefSeq names its product calcium and calcium/calmodulin-dependent serine/threonine-protein kinase-like. Gene Ontology annotation, cellular component: nucleus; cytoplasm. Gene Ontology annotation, molecular function: ATP binding; calcium/calmodulin-dependent protein kinase activity; calcium ion binding. Lineage: Eukaryota; Viridiplantae; Streptophyta; Magnoliopsida; Poales; Bromeliaceae. Gene Ontology annotation, biological process: protein autophosphorylation; peptidyl-serine phosphorylation; intracellular signal transduction. Bases 40 to 1587 code for a protein of 515 amino acids. The transcript has 8 exons. The record is from RefSeq and is a predicted model, not a curated record.